Messenger RNA from Mytilinidion resinicola, 987 nucleotides. RefSeq names its product oxidoreductase. Gene Ontology annotation, biological process: phosphatidic acid biosynthetic process; triglyceride catabolic process. The transcript is spliced from 2 exons. The coding region runs from base 1 to 846 and encodes 281 amino acids. Gene Ontology annotation, molecular function: acylglycerone-phosphate reductase (NADP+) activity; triacylglycerol lipase activity. Gene Ontology annotation, cellular component: endoplasmic reticulum; lipid droplet. The record is from RefSeq and is a predicted model, not a curated record. Lineage: Eukaryota; Fungi; Ascomycota; Dothideomycetes; Mytilinidiales; Mytilinidiaceae.
AUGCCAGAGAAGACAGUUUUGAUCACAGGUUGCAGCAAGGGUGGGCUUGGAGCGGCAAUGGCAAAGGCUUAUCACGCCAGAGGCUUCAGGGUCUUCGCGACACUGCGUGACAGUGCCAAGGCCGGAUAUCUGGAGGAAAUACAGGGCAUAGAGAUUCUCGAACUCGAAGUCACGUCGGAAGAAUCCAUUCGGCAAUGUGCGAAAGCCGUUGAGAAACUCACGGGAGGAUCGCUGGAUAUUCUGGUCAAUAACGCUGGCUACUACAACACCAUGCCGCUUUUAGACACUUCGGUCGAGGACGCUAAGAAGACGUACGACACCAAUGUUUGGGCAAUACUUGCAAUGACGCAGGCAUUUGCGCCGAUGCUUAUCAAAGCCAAAGGAACUCUCUGCAACAUCAGUUCAGUUUCUUGCGAAUUGGUCUUCGCUUGGCAGGGCACAUACAGCAGCUCCAAGGCUGCCAUGACACGGCUUUCCGAGACGUUACGCCUUGAGAUGGCGCCCCUCGGUGUGCGAGUCGUCACAGUCAUACUCGGAGGCGUUGGAACAACCGGAAACAACCCCGACAAUAGAAAGGACCUCGAGCUGCCCGCAAAUUCAUACUACCAGAAGAUAGCCGCUAUCAUAAAUCGCCACCAGAAGGGACUGGUGCACGCCGCCAAGACACAAAAUCAGGAUGUGGCAGCGAAGAACAUAGUCAACGACGUUCUCAGCGGUCGUGCUGGCUUGAUUCGGCGAGGGGAGGCUUCUACGCUCAGUUGGAUCUUGAACACGUUCAUGUCCUACGGACUCGCCACAUCUUUGGCGAACGGAGAGUCAGGUCUUGCUGAGCUUAGCGGUAAGUAGGUGGUACAUCUGAUACAGAUGUUUGUACAUACUAGCUUAUAAUGCACCGUAUUGAGUUAAGAAGAAAUGGGGGAGGAGUUGUAGCUUGAGAGUGUUUUCGUGGUCGUACGCACAUAGAUAGCUCACGUUCAAAUAAACUGC